AUGAUCUCCGGCGACACAUUAUCAGCGAAGAAGCCCAAAGCCAAUACACCAGAAGAAGACCAAAACCCACCAAGCCAAUCAAUCGCACUUCUCGACAACAACAACAACACAGAUUCCUCCGAAUCCGAAUCCGAUUCUUCCACCAACUCCAUCUCAAGCUGCUUCAUCUUCACAUCUCUCCUCAUCGUCACCUGCAUCGCUCUCUCCGCCGCUUCCGCUUUCGCCUUCCUCUUCUUCUCUUCCCAAAAACCCGACCUUUCCCUAACCCAAGUCUCAAAGUCUCCAUCUUUCCACAGAUCCAUAGCUCGCCCACUCAAGAAACUCGACAAGCCCGUCGUCCUCCUGAUCUCCUCCGAUGGGUUUCGCUUCGGGUACCAAUUCAAGUCCAAACUCCCAAACAUCCACCGCUUAAUCGCCAACGGAACCGAAGCCGAAACAGGUCUAAUCCCAGUCUUCCCCACACUCACAUUCCCAAACCACUACUCAAUCGUCACAGGUCUCUACCCAGCUUACCACGGAAUCAUCAACAACAGAUUCAUCGAUCCAGAAACAGGGGAAGUCUUCACAAUGUCUAGCCACGAACCAAAAUGGUGGUUAGGUGAGCCAUUGUGGGAGACGGUAGUGAACCAAGGUCUCAAAGCCGCUACUUACUUCUGGCCUGGCUCUGAGGUACACAAAGGCUCUUGGAAUUGCCCUAAAGGCUUUUGCCAAAUCUACAACGGCUCUGUUCCUUUUGAUGACAGAGUUGAUACAAUCUUAAGCUACUUCGAUUUGCCUAGUAACGAGAUCCCUAGCUUCAUGACGCUUUACUUCGAAGACCCUGAUCACCAAGGUCACCAAGUUGGUCCUGACGAUCCUCAGAUCACGGAAGCUGUUGUCAACAUCGAUAGGUUGAUAGGAAGAAUCAUCGAUGGCUUCUUGGAUCGAAUACCAAGCAGCUGGGUUCAGUACUACACUCCUUUGCUAGCGAUUAAACCGCAUUCGGAUCGAAACGCGGCGGAGAUUGUGGCGAAGAUGAACGAAGCCUUGAGCUCCGGUGAAGUAGAGAAUGGCAAGUACUUGAAGGUUUAUCUCAAAGAGGAUUUGCCUAGCAGGCUGCAUUACGUGGAGAAUGAUCGGAUCCCUCCUAUUAUAGGAUUGGUUGAUGAGGGUUUUAAGGUGGAGCAGAAGAAGAGUGAGGCUAAAGAGUGUGGUGGAGCUCAUGGGUAUGAUAAUGCUUUCUUUUCGAUGAGGACUAUAUUUAUAGGGUAUGGUCCUAUGUUCUUGGAGGGGAAGAAAGUGGCUUCUUUUGAGAAUGUUGAGAUAUACAAUGUGAUCAGUUCGAUUCUUGGGCUUAAGGCUGCUCCAAACAAUGGUUCUGAUGAGUUUGCUUCUAAGGUUUUAUUGCCACGCGCGUAA
Microthlaspi erraticum is the source of this 1398-nucleotide messenger RNA. NCBI's taxonomy places the organism in Eukaryota, Viridiplantae, Streptophyta, Magnoliopsida, Brassicales, Brassicaceae. The record is from the annotation of a GenBank genome assembly.